CCCUUGCGUAUCACAGCUCCCGCAGCGCCGUCGUGGCCCGCGCCCAAUGUCGACCGCGGGGAGCCGCAUCGCUUCCUUCCUCGGCGGCGCCGCCGCCCGAUUCGGGAAGGUACCCUGGCGGGAGAUCCGGGAGGAGGCCUUCGACCGUGCCGUCCUCGUCCUCAAGGCCGCCUGCUUCGUCCACGUCGUCAACACCUACGUCGUCGGCAUCGCCUUCGUGCGCGGCCCGAGUAUGCUGCCCACCAUCAAUCUCACUGGCGACGUCGUUGCCGUGGAGCGCGUCUCGCCGCGCUGGGGAUCUCUGGCCGUUGGGGACGUGGUCAUCCUCUUGUCGCCGGAGAAUCCGAGGAAGACCGUCGCCAAGCGGGUGCUGGGGCUCGAGGGCGACGCCGUCACCUUCCUCAUCGAUCCCGCUCGCGGGAGCGCGUCUCAGACAGUCGUGGUACCGGGAGGCCAUGUAUGGGUGCAGGGAGAUAACAUAUAUUCUUCAAGAGAUUCGAGGCAAUUCGGUCCUGUACCUUACGGGCUUAUCCAAGGGAGAGCUUUUUGUAAGGUCUGGCCACCUGAAGCUGUUGGAUUGAUUGGACAAAAGUUGUAACUGGCUAACUGCACAAAGGUAUAUGUGAACUAUUUCUUUAAGGAAACCAUUGUUCCAGCAUAUUACCUUCAUUGUGCCUUACUAUUUCUGCACUUGAAGGCCCAAAUUGUUAAAUAUGAUUUCUCUAAUUUGGUUUUGAUGUUGGUCUUCAUGACCAGAAUUUGUUAUCUGAAAGUAGACGGGGAAGAACUUUUGGUGUUUCAAUGCUUUUCUCAACUUGGUAGAUAGUUGUGGUAUUCAUUCAAUAAACAAAAUCAGCAUUGAAAAAGACACUAUAUACUUGAUUUUCUCUGGUGAACAGAAUGAUAUCCUCCUCUGAAACCCACUUUUUUUUUUCUUGGAGAGAUGGGGUUGACGGAUAUACUGUCAAUCUUUCCAAAUAGAAAUUUAUUAUGUACAACAGCCUUUCACAUUCAUAAGCAUUGGAGCUAUGAUAUGAACCAGCUCCCUCGAAAGAGUUACUUUGGUAACUUUGGUGGCUUAUGACUGGCUAUAUUGCUUUCUCUGACAAAGUUGUUUUGUGUAUACAUUUA
Molecule: messenger RNA, 1131 nt
Organism: Musa acuminata subsp. malaccensis (wild Malaysian banana)
Lineage: Eukaryota; Viridiplantae; Streptophyta; Magnoliopsida; Zingiberales; Musaceae
Source: RefSeq, a predicted model, not a curated record